Molecule: messenger RNA, 1461 nt
Organism: Schistosoma rodhaini
Lineage: Eukaryota; Metazoa; Platyhelminthes; Trematoda; Strigeidida; Schistosomatidae
Source: the annotation of a GenBank genome assembly
UCUUAUCUAUCCGUCAAAACCAUUAACUUUAUUGUCAUUUAUUAGAAUUGUGAAAUAACACUAGUAACUAACUAAUCAGCUAUAAAUAAUAGUUACUUUAACAGUUACAUUAUGUUUAUGUUUCUAUUGUCUGUGACUUAUACCUGGAUUGUUAUUCAUUAUUGAAAGAUUUUAAUGAUUAAAAUAAUGUUUGUCAGAAUAUCAAGGUUUUCUCGUCUAAUAAUAAUUCUUCAUUAAAUUCAGAUGAUAGAAUUCACAUGGUUUAAUGUUAAACACAGCUAAAAACGAAAUCGUUGAAAAUUUGAACAAUCCAAAUUCUAUAAUGUCAGAGUUGAAAUUUUGCUCAAAGUGUAAGCAGUGCAUCAAAGAAAGUCAUUACUUAUUAGCUGAUUGUCAAUAUUGGCAUGAAGAUUGUCUACGUUGUAUAUGCUGUGAUGCUAGAUUAGCCGAAUUAGAUAAAAUUUUCUACAUUAAAGCUAGGAUGUCAUUAUGUCGAAGAGAUUAUCUAAGAUUGUAUGGUAAAACAGGUGAAUGUUCCAUCUGUCAGAAACAAGUACAAUCGUAUGAAUUUGUUAUGAAGAUAAAAAAUAGUGUUUAUCAUUUAUCUUGUUUUUGUUGUCAGCAUUGUCAAAUGAGGUUCUGUAUUGGAGAUCGUUUUUAUCUACAUGAAAACAUUAUUUUGUGUGAACAUGAUUACAUGGAAUUAUUUCCACACCUUUUUACACGAGAUAUUAAUCUGCCCCAUCCAGAAAAAGGGAAUAUUAUUGGUAAUAAAACUACUGCUAACUCGUGUAUUUGUUCAAAUGAAACGAUUACAAGACAAAAUUGCACUGAUGUUGGAGAUGAUGAAGAUUAUGAUGAUGAAAAUAAUCAAAAAUAUCAAGUGAACCUCAACUAUUCACAAUGUAUUGCUUCAUAUAUUCAACUAUUCACUAAGUGCAAAACACGUAUUACUACUGAACAAAGUCCUUGUGACAAUAAAUUAAUUAGGAACACAAAUAAUAGAUUAUGUUCUUUAUUAAAUCCAUUUGACAUAAACUUUCAUGAUUCCACAACAAUAUCAGAUGAUCGUUCAAGUGGUUAUGGUUCACCCAGUUCACCGGGGAAUAGCUUCCAUGAAAAGAUUUGAAUUUCAACAAGAGGAAUUCUAAUAGUAUUCAGUCUUCCAAUAGACCGGUAUGUUUAGUUAUGAACAAGUGUCAACUUAUUGACAGUUGUUGAACAUUAACUUGGGAUAUGUUUAAACAUGACAAAGUUUUCAGCAAAUAAACAAAAAUACAAAAGCGUUUAUUAUUCUUUAGAUAUGACUAAUUAAAAAAGAAAUUAAAUGGAUUUUAAACCAAUUUUUACUUAAACUACCAUAUGAGAGAACUAGAUGAACCAAAGAGGAACAGAUUGUAUUAUUAAAUACAUUGUACAUUUAGUAUUAUAUAUCAUAAUUAAAAUAUUUAUUCCAGCCUA